GUCACCGAGUUAUGCGGACAUGAUCCCAACAAACAGGACCGGAUUUUAUAGUUCUUUAUCAGAUAAACUCUUAACAGUAUAUCCUGACUUAAAUAUUACCGUUUUUGUGAAUACUUAUGUGACUCCACAGUGAUCUAAUCAAAGGAAUUACUGCCCAAGUCAAGAUGAAUAACCCACCGUGGCCCAACGGAAAGAAAGUUGUUCACUUGGAUUUGAAAGGUGCCCCUCCGAAAGUGGAAUACCUUCACCAGCUGAUCGAAUGCUUCGCUCAACUUGGUGCCGAUGGUCUUCUCGUGGAAUAUGAGGACAUGUUUCCUUAUGAGGGGGCUCUGAAGGUGCUGCAGGCCACAGCACAACCUGCAUACAGCCGAGAUCAGAUAUUAUCCAUGCAGAAAGUUGCAAAAUGUAAGGGAAUGGAGGUCAUACCACUUGUGCAGACUUUUGGCCAUAUGGAGUUUGUCUUGAAGCAUCGACCCAUGUGGAACCUGAGAGAAGUGCCAAACUGCGUGGGGACUCUGAAUCCUCACAAGGAAGAAGGACUUAAACUUGUGAUGGAAAUGCUGAGGCAGGUGGUGGAGCUGCAUCCAGAUCUAAAAACAUUGCAUAUAGGUGCAGAUGAGGUUUACAUGUUGGGUGAGGGUGAGCUGUCAAAAUUGUGGUUGGCCUCACCUGGACGCACGGUGGAACAGCUUUUCUUGAAUCACAUUGCUUCCGUGGUAAAGUACAUCAAACAAGUGUGGCCUCAUAUGACCAUCAUCAUGUGGGACGAUAUGAUGAGGGGGAUGAGUCUGGACACGCUUAAAGCGAGUGGUUUUGUUGAAGUAGUCCAACCAAUGCUGUGGGACUACACCCCUAACCUGGACGUGGAGAAAACAGUGUCAUUGCUGGAGAAGUACUACGGUGCUGGGAUGCAACACGUUUGGGCGGCCAGCUCCUUUAAAGGCUCCACCAAUGUUCACACCAAUGUACCCAGCACACAGAGACAUGUUGAGAACCACUUGCAAUGGUUAAAAGUGGCUGCAUCCGUGUCCUCUGGCUUAAACAUUCGGGGUAUUGCCAUGACAGGUUGGCAAAGGUAUGACCAUCUCUCAGUGCUGUGUGAGCUCAUGCCUGUGGCUCUUCCAUCACUAGCGGCUUGUCUCCAAACGCUUAUCCAUGGCCAGUUUAGUCCAGAGGCUCAAAACAAAGUGACUAAACUGUUGGGUGUCUCCUCCGUGGAGGCAGAGUCCAUGGGAAGUACGUCUGAUGAUGCCACCCUGUUCCCGGGAAAAAGACUAGCGGAGUCGAUCGUAGAACUGGAUUCACUGCUUUGCGUUGAGGACAUAAGGUCUUUUGAAAGAAAUAUGUAUGUAAGAGGGUGGUUCAGUCCCUACCACAGAUCAAGAAGAAUGGCAAACCCUCUCAUCGCUGUGCAAAUUCAAAGUCAAGCAUCAAUGUAUUUGGCUCUAUUGCAACAGAAGAUAGAUGUUGUAAGAGAGGAGAUGAGCCAUCUUUAUCCAAAUUCAACAGCUCAAGAGUGGAUAGAUGAACAUGUUAGCCCAGUGAUGGGCCCCAUACAGAGGAUUAUAGAAGAAAUCACAGAAUGUAUAACGGAAAUAGUUCCAGAGAAUCGUUAUCCAUUUCAGCUCUAA
This is a messenger RNA of Syngnathoides biaculeatus (alligator pipefish), 1631 nucleotides long. It is a transcript of the gene hexd, whose product is annotated as hexosaminidase d. The transcript is spliced from 12 exons. The record is from RefSeq and is a predicted model, not a curated record. Bases 165 to 1631 code for a protein of 488 amino acids. Lineage: Eukaryota; Metazoa; Chordata; Actinopteri; Syngnathiformes; Syngnathidae. Gene Ontology annotation, biological process: carbohydrate metabolic process. Gene Ontology annotation, molecular function: hexosaminidase activity.